This is a messenger RNA of Cucurbitaria berberidis CBS 394.84, 471 nucleotides long. RefSeq lists its product as uncharacterized. The record is from RefSeq and is a predicted model, not a curated record. The transcript has 3 exons. The coding region runs from base 1 to 471 and encodes 156 amino acids. NCBI's taxonomy places the organism in Eukaryota, Fungi, Ascomycota, Dothideomycetes, Pleosporales, Cucurbitariaceae.
AUGGCCUCCGCCUCUGACCAGUCUCGCCUCGACAAGAUCAACGCCUACUACCAGAACAGUCCAGACCUGACCGAAUACAUUGGCCACUCAGAAGACACUGCAUCCACGACCCUCGAGGAAAACAUCAAAGACCUACAAGUGACGGAGACCGAUAAAGAAGAGGCUUGCCGAAGAGAGUUUCUGAACAUCGGUGGACCAGAAGUGAUACGCAACAGCAAGCAGCAGAAGAAAGAAAAGCCGAAAGUUAAACCAAAUCAAAAUGCCAGCAUCACCGACAAGGUAGCCAAGGAGUCCUCCGACUCGAACGCAUCCUCGCACGAGCUCCACGAUGACGGCAACCAAGCUACAUCCGGUGGCAGCGUUGGCGCUGCGGCACACAAGGCCAACCCUGGACCGGUCAAGGCAGACAACCUUCCCACACCUGCGAGCAAGGAUGAACUCAAGAAGAGGGCUGAGGAACUGAACAAAUAG